Messenger RNA from Anopheles aquasalis, 2383 nucleotides. RefSeq names its product 4-aminobutyrate aminotransferase (gene Gabat). Gene Ontology annotation, cellular component: mitochondrion. Gene Ontology annotation, molecular function: 4-aminobutyrate:2-oxoglutarate transaminase activity; pyridoxal phosphate binding. The record is from RefSeq and is a predicted model, not a curated record. Lineage: Eukaryota; Metazoa; Arthropoda; Insecta; Diptera; Culicidae. Gene Ontology annotation, biological process: GABA catabolic process.
CAUACCAAGUUGAACCACGGUCGUGGCCAGGCUGUUCUCGCUCUCUCGCUGCUGGUUUUGCUCUCUGUUCGAGGGGUAGCAUCGCUUACCGCUGCUAACGUAACCCAGGUCGGGGUUCGCGCAUGGUCGGAACCGUCGUCCAUCCGUUCUGGUGAAGUUUUGCUCAAGGGUGCUUCACGCGUGCCUGCCUGCCUGCCUGUGGCCAGUGUUCUAGGGCAUCGAACAUUCAAUCGAUUGCUUCCGUUUGUCCUCCGUGCAGUGUACAGUUUUCCAACUUGUGUUUGGUGACACGUUUUUCCUCGCCCAAAAUGAUGCUCAAACAGCUCGGCAGCCAAGUGCUGUUCCGUUCCAGCCAACGGGUGCCGCAGAUGUGCCGCACGUUUGCCGCCGUUCCACAGGUCGAACCGGCUGGACCAUCCCUUCAAACCGAGGUACCUGGACCGAAAUCGAAGGCAUUGCUGCAGCAGCUGAAUCAGCUGCAGAAUGCUGGUUCCGUGCAGAUGUUCGUUGACUACGAUAAAUCGUACGGAAAUUACCUGCAGGACGUCGAUGGUAAUGUGCUGCUCGACAUCUACACGCAAAUCUCUUCGGUGCCGCUCGGAUACAAUCACCGCGAGCUCCUCAAGGUGUUCCAGAAUGAUCACAAUCUUUCCGCCCUCAUCAACCGCCCUGCGUUGGGCGUAUUUCCCGGUGAGGAUUGGCCGGCCCGGCUCCAGAAUGUGCUGAUGUCCGUUGCUCCGGUAGGUUUGGAUCACGUCACCACCAUGAUGUGUGGUUCUUGCUCAAACGAAAAUGCAUUCAAGAACAUCUUCAUCUGGUACCAAAAGAAGCAGCGUGGCGAGGCGACCCCAUUCUCCGAGCAGGAGAUGCAAUCCUGCAUGGUCAACCAGUCACCGGGAGCCCCGAAGCUGAGCAUACUGAGCUUCCACGGUGCGUUCCAUGGCCGUACGCUCGGCUGUCUGUCGACAACACACUCGAAGUACAUCCACAAGAUCGAUGUACCAUCGUUCGAUUGGCCGAUUGCACCGUUCCCCAAGUAUCGCUACCCACUGGAGGAGAAUGUGCGCGAGAAUGCACAGGAGGAUGCCCGCUGUCUGGCGGAAGUCGAACGGCUGAUCGACCUGUACGCCAAGCGAGGCAUUCCGGUGGCGGGCAUCAUCGUGGAACCGAUUCAGAGCGAAGGAGGUGACAAUGAGGCAUCGCCCGAGUUUUUCCAGGAGCUGCAACGCAUUGCCAAGCGCACCGGCAGUGCACUGUUGAUCGAUGAGGUACAGACGGGCGGUGGGCCGACUGGCAAGAUCUGGUGCCAUGAGCACUUCAAUCUCGACUCACCACCGGAUGUGGUGACGUUCAGUAAGAAGAUGCAGCUCGGUGGCUACUAUCACGGGGCGCACAUGAAACCGGCCCAACCGUACCGCGUGUUCAACACGUGGAUGGGCGAUCCCGGUAAGCUGCUGCUGCUCGAGUCCAUCCUGCAGGUGAUCAAGCGGGAGUCGCUGCUGGAGAACGUACGCCGUACGGGCGACAAGCUGAAGCAGGGGCUGCUGCAGGCUGAGAAGGCGUUUCCACAGCUGCUCAGUGCUACCCGGGGCCGUGGUACCUUCCUUGCCAUCAACUGUGCCACACCGAAGCUGCGCGAUGACAUCGUGGCAGCGCUGAAGCAGAAAGGUGUGCUGUCCGGUGGAUGUGGUGACCUGAGCAUACGCUUCCGCCCGGCUCUCAUCUUUGGCGAGAAGCACGUCGACAUUUUCCUCGAUAAGUUCCACCAGGUGCUGAAGGAGAUCAAGUAAGGCUGCCCAGUUUUUUUGGGAUCGCCAGCUAACUUACUGCACCACGCGCGAGUUGAACCGGUGGAUCGGUGAUCGAAAGGAAGGAAGAUUGAUGGUGGACGCUCAGACUCGGAAAAAACGGACUAGCUCGCAUGGGGAAUUGUUUUUAUUUAAGCGCACAGCCUGCACACGGACACAGGCGGACGUUCCGUCAGCAACAGCACAACAAUCCCAGCGUCGUACAAAUUUACCACUUUUAAGCGGCGUAGAGCCCUAAUAAUUCCAAACUGUAAGGUUGGCUGCUAAUAGUGGUAGUAGUAGCAACGUACUAGCGCUUGACAACGCAGCUGCACAGGGGCUGAAGGAGAAGAUAUUAUAGAGCAUACUAAAUACUACGCGGUAUACUGUAACGCAACCCUCAAUAACAACAGCACACCAAUUGUGUACUUCGUGGACCGCCAGCGAACACACAUGAGAGAACAUUUGUCUUCCAAACAGCAAACGUGAUUCCAAUACUCGGUGUCGAACGGUGAUCAACUGGGUCGCUCUCGCCUGAAGGGUGGGUGCACCCGGGGGGGAUUCCGUUUCAAAAUAAAAUAGAUAAAUGUUGUCGC